Messenger RNA from Geodia barretti, 1287 nucleotides. NCBI's taxonomy places the organism in Eukaryota, Metazoa, Porifera, Demospongiae, Tetractinellida, Geodiidae. The record is from the annotation of a GenBank genome assembly.
GACCUUUAACCUCGCGGCUAAGAUGCUGCACCUGUUUGAUCUUCCACCGGAGCUGCUGGAGAAGAUCCUGUUCUACCUCCCACCUACUCAGCUCAUCGUCCGAGUGUCUGCCACUUGCAGAAGACUGCGCACACUCCUCCGCAGCGACUCCUUCUGGAAGAGACAGUACGCGGCCCUCGUGUGUGCCACGCCCCCUUCCCUCUCUACCUCGAGGGGGGAGCAGGAGGCCUCGGUGUGGCAGCGAGGCUGCGUUGAGGCUCAGUUCUCUCGUCAUCUCGGCCGCAACACCGUCACAACCACCACCCUCAGAGGUCCAACUGGAGGAGUUGACUGUGUGCAUCUGAUGUUCCCAGAGGCCCACGGCUCAGUGGGACUGGUUGCUGCAGGCUGCAGGGACUCCUCCAUCUACCUCUGGAGGAGGCGUGGCCACGGAGCGGAGAGAGGCUCCCGCAGCAUGAGGGGGAACAUUGUCUACAGGAUGGAAGGCCACGUGGGGUGGGUGUGGUGUUUGGGGUCCCACAGACACAGACCUGAACUGCUGUGUUCCGGAGGCUGGGACUCUACCAUACACGUCUGGGAUGCCGUGGUAGCCAAAAUGGUGGCCUCCAUCUCGAAGCAGCACAGAGCGGCCAUUUUGUCUCUGGCUCUCCCUGAGCCCAACACCCUGGUUAGCACCACGUACGACAAGAGAGUGAAGGAGUUUGAUCUGAGGAUGCCGCCGUCUCUGGUGGCUGAACACAUGAGCACAGAGCACCAGUUCUGGCCCUCGCCUGUUCCGACAGCUACGUCUACACCGGAGGAGAGGACAGGUGUGUGUGUGUCUGGGACAGAAGAUCUCACCAAGUACUGCAGACUGUGAAGCUGCCUCGACUAGUGAGUGGACUCCACUGUGGCUAUGGGAAGCUGUCUUGCUCUGGGCAGAAGAGGAUCACCAUCUUCGACAUCUCUCAGGGAACUCUUACUAAACUAUCGUCCUACAUGCCAGCACACCAAGACUCACUCACUUGUGUAUUCCACAACCUGGGGAUGGUGGCCUCGGGGUCAAGGGACGGUACCGUGGCGAUACACAGCCCCGCCCCAGGCCACACCCACAUAACUACGCUGCAAAACCACAAGGCGGACAUCACGGGACUCGACAGCUCUCUUAGUUCACUGGCAAUCUCAUCUAGUGACCUCACUGUCUCACUAUGGACUACCAACUACCUCUAGUAUACAACAAUUUGCUUUUACACCAACCACCUAUUCAUGGUGCUUUUAUAACUUUAAAAAUAGCACAGAAGUUGCCCC